Nyctereutes procyonoides (raccoon dog) is the source of this 4542-nucleotide messenger RNA. It is a transcript of the gene JMJD7, whose product is annotated as jumonji domain containing 7. Bases 3205 to 4125 code for a protein of 306 amino acids. Lineage: Eukaryota; Metazoa; Chordata; Mammalia; Carnivora; Canidae. Gene Ontology annotation, molecular function: 2-oxoglutarate-dependent dioxygenase activity. The transcript has 8 exons. The record is from RefSeq and is a predicted model, not a curated record.
CAUGGCGGAGGCGGCCUUGGACGCGGUGCGGAGGGAGUUACGAGAAUUCCCGGCCGCCGCAAGGGCCUUUCCAGCUCCCUGUCUGAACCCCUGCUGGAACACUGUUGAGGAGCGGACUUCUCCGAGUCGGUGCAGAGCUUUAGGAGAAUCGUAGGCAACUGUACAAGUAAUCCCUGGCUCUUCCCCUGCUUCGUUUUAUUUUUCUCUCUCCUUGGUUCCCCCUCUCCCUCCUUCCCAAUUUUGUUUUACCGUUAAUUGGCAACACAGGCACGUGGUUUAAAAAAACGUAUUUGUGAUGUAAGCAUUCCUCCCGGUCUAGGCUCCAAUUUGCAUCCUCCCAGAAGCAGAAAUACUCCAAAUCUACACACACGCACAACUGUGUAUCUCCUUUUGUAUACAAAUGGUAGCCUGCUAAACACUUUUUUGCACUAUGUAUUUUGAAGACCACCCCAUAUCCCUCUUCCUCAGUCUUUUUCACACCUGUGUACUAGUGUGGUAACUUACUGAAUCAGCCUACUAUUGACAGGUAUUUAGGUCAUUUGCAGUCUUUCUUUUUACUAAUGCUUCAAUGAAUACUUUGAGCACCUCCAUAGUAAGCACCUCAAUGUGUUUAGGAUGCAUCAGUGAACAAAUCUCUGCCCUUAUGGACCUUACAUUCCAGGUGAGACAGCGCUAGACACACUAAAUGAGUUAAUUAUACAGUUGAAGAGAUGGAUUAGAAGAUAAAUGUGGGAGAAAAAGUAAAGCAGAAUAAGAGGUCUCAUGCCAGGGAUGGGGUAGGGGCAGGUUCUUUUUUUUUUUUUUUUUUAAGAUUUUAUUUAUUCGUGAGAGAGAGAGAAGCAGAGACACAGGCAGAGGGAGAAGCAGGAUGUGGGACUUGAUUCUGGGACUCCAGGAUCACGCCCUGGGCCAAAGGCAGGCACCAAACCACUGAGCCACCCAGGGAUCCCCUAGGGGGCAGGUUCUAAGUUUAAGUAAGAUGGUCAGGGUAGGUAGGCUGCCUUGAUAAAGCGAUGUUUGAGCACAGGCUUGAAGAAGGAGAGGAAGGUAGUGAGCCACUCAGACAUUUGAGAGAAGAGCAUUGCAGAUAGAGGGCACUCGGGCCCACUUCCUGAAGUGGAAGUGUGCCUGGUGUGUUCACGGAACAGUGAAAAGGCCAGUGUGUACAUGUAUGAGUAUUUUUGUUGGUUAGAUUUCUAGCAGAAGAAUUGUUAGGCCAAAGGAAUUGUUUGGGUCCCUUUUGAAAUUCUCUCACAUUGAAGCCUCUGAAGGGAGCAGUAGCCAUUCUCUAUAGGUCUUUUCAUUGAUGAGGUAGUAAAGCUGAAAUAAUUGCAGAAAAUACAGAAGGUGAAAAAAAAGUGGAAGUUUCCGCAUAUUUUAAGAAUCCCAGUGAGAACAAGAGGGAGAUUUAUAGCACCCCAAAUCACCUUCCCAAUGUGACUGCUUUGAUGGGCUGGCCUGACUGGGCUGGUCCUUUGCUCCCUUAUCAGCUUGGCAGGUUCUCUCUUUUCCUUCCGGCCGGUGAAGUAAGUAUAUGUGCCAUCUCUCUCCUUUUCAGUUUUGUUGAGUCCACCAGCAUCUUCCCACUUGGAGAAGACUUCCCCACUUCCCACUUUUUGAUCUAAAGACAUUUCCUUUCCAACUGCAAAGCAAAGAUGACCAGUGUGCAGACUGACUUGAGAGAGAGAGCGUGACCUCAGAGGUGAAAAUUAGUGCAGUGGCCUCCCACUGGGGCCAAGGGAUUCAGGCUGGAUCUCACAGAUGAAACUAAAAGUCAAGCCCUGUGUACCCUUUAUAGACGCUAGGAGAAAGGCAUUUCAGUCUGAGCAGCAGGAACGAAGUUUGGCUCCACCUGAGAGUGUGGUAAGGGGCAGGCACCAGACAGGAGGAAACCAGACUGGAAAAGUAGGUUGGGCCUGAUCAUGAUCAUGUAUCACCUUGAAUGCAUGCCAGAGUGGACUAUAAUUUAUAAACCAUCAAAGGAUUUUUUUUUUUUUUAACUAGGGGUAUGGCAAGAUGAGAUUGUAUUUUAGGAAGAUGACUGGGGCCAGGGUGAGGGAUGCUUUGAGAGGGAGUGGAAUUGAGCCAAGGGAACCAGUUCUUUACAGCAACCAGCCAGCCAGGAGAUAUUAGAGACUUUGAACCAGAAAGCCAAUAUUUACUGAGCACCUGCUGUAUGUUAGGGACCUUUCUAGGUCCUAGGGAUACAUCAGAGAACAAGAAAUGCAUCCCUGCCUCCAUGGAGCUUAUAUUUGAUGCCAGCAAGAGAGACUAAUGGACAGUUUUGCCAAGUGAAAUACAUAGUGCACUACAUGGUGAUGAACAAAAGGGGUAGAGAAGGGAAAAAAGGCAAGGGGUAUAGGAUUGUUGGGGACAGGUUCCGAUUUAAAAGGGUUGUCAGGGAAGGAAGCCUCGUUGAAGUAAUAUUUGAGGACCUGAGGAAGUAAUCUAAAGGUAGGUACUGGCAGAGGAAAGGAGGGUAUAGUCUAAGAGACAGAAGGUAGAAUCACUAGAACUUCGUGAACAUCAGUAGAGUGACAGGAGUGAGGGAGAAAGAAGAACUAAGAUUUGAGAGAAUCGACACAGGGCCACUGUAGACAUCUGCGCAGAUGGCAUACUGCGUGACCUGCAUAAAUGCAUGUGGUAGUGCUGAGUGUCUGAGGACGCUGAUGCUGUUUAGGAAGAUCAGAGACACAGUUCAGCCCUUGCUUUCCCUCUUACGGUUUUGUGUGCCAAUCUUAGGUUGUAAUCUUCUUGAGAUGACUAGGAUCAUCACUUUACCUCCACAUUGGCUAAACCAAGUGCUGAGUACAUUCUAGGUACUCAGUAUCAGUGUUGGAGGGUGCUUUCUAAAGUCUAGACUCACCCACAUCAGCCUGUGGCCUUGGGGCCUCAGUGCUACUCAUUCGGGAGCUCCCUGCACUGUCUAACUGGCUGCAUCUCCUGAUGGCUGGCAGGAGGUUGGGCACUGCAGGGUGUGAAAGCCGAGGUUUCACUGUACAGGGCUGGUCUCAAGGACGGUUGGGAUUUUAGGCUAAGCAGCAUCCCCUGGCCCUGUGGACUCUUAUAGCCCAGCUCGAUGUGUUUGUGGGUGCUUCAUGCUUUCUCCCUUAAAUUUCCCUCAUUCUUCAAUUCCUGGUUGUCUGGGGUCCCUUGGUCAUCAGUGGGCAUUAUCCAGUGGUAACAGCAUGUCCUGCCCAGGGAAUGCAUCUCUUAUGUAGGCAGUGGGGCAGCAACUGGGUGCUGUUGGCUUCAGCCCCUCAACCCUCCUCUUUCUCUCAGAGCUCAGUGUGCCUCUUGCUGUGCCCUACCUGGACAAGCCCCCCACUCCACUGCACUUCUACCGAGACUGGGUCUGCCCCAAUAGGCCCUGCAUCAUCCGUAACGCCCUGCAGCACUGGCCAGCCCUGCAGAAGUGGUCCUUCCCUUAUCUCAGAUGGUUAUGCAGAUGCUGUACGAGGGAAUCGCUUUGUGAUGCCUGCUGAGCGCCGCUUGCCCCUGAGCUGCGUGCUGGAUGUGCUCGAGGGCCAGGCCCAGCACCCGGGAGUCCUCUAUGUGCAGAAGCAGUGUUCCAACUUGCCCACUGAGCUGCCCCAGCUGCUGUCUGAUCUAGAGCCCCACGUGCCCUGGGCCUCUGAGGCACUAGGAAAGAUGCCUGAUGCUGUGAAUUUCUGGCUAGGAGAGGCGGCUGCAGUGACAUCUUUACAUAAGGACCACUACGAAAACCUCUACUGUGUGGUCUCAGGGGAGAAACGCUUCCUGCUACAUCCACCCAGCGACCGGCCCUUCAUCCCCUAUGAGCUGUACACACCAGCAACAUACCAGCUAACCCAGGAGGGCUCCUUUAAGAUGGUGGAUGAAGAAGCCAUGGAGAAGGUACCCUGGAUCCCACUGGACCCACUGGCUCCAGAUCUGGCCCGGUACCCCAGUUACAGUCAGGCCCGGGCCCUUUGCUGCACGGUGCAGGCCGGUGAGAUGCUCUACCUGCCGGCCCUGUGGUUCCACCACGUCCAGCAGUCCCAUGGUUGCAUUGCUGUGAACUACUGGUAUGACAUGGAGUAUGACCUUAAGUACAGUUACUUCCAGCUGCUUGACUCCCUUACUAAGGCCUCCGGCCUCGACUGAUGGAGCUCUGGUGAACAUUGCCAAUGACAAUUGUGGGAAAGGUCGUGGCCCUCCCUGGCCAGGUCACUUCCAGAGGCAACCUGGAGUCAGAGGGUGCUGGCUGCCAGCCCAGCUUGCCUUGGGAUCAUCGCUGGGGAAUUUGGGGCCAGACAGGUCUGGGUGUGGGCUCCCAGGAAGUUGCCACACUGGUGAGGCAGCAGCCUCUCCUGGAGGAGGAGUGGAGCUUCAGGUGCAGUGCUGCCUCUCACCAACACUGUGGCUUUGGGCGACUUGCCACCUUGGAGCACUGGUGUCCUGUCUGUAGAACAGAGAAAAUGGUGGAUCCUACCCCACGGUUGUGAGGCUUGGAGAAAGAUCUUUAAGGACCAUAAGGGCUGGCAUGGAGGGAAAUGUAUAAUAAAAGAUGACUGUGAUUCA